Atta colombica is the source of this 932-nucleotide messenger RNA. Its product is annotated as protein D2-like. NCBI's taxonomy places the organism in Eukaryota, Metazoa, Arthropoda, Insecta, Hymenoptera, Formicidae. The record is from RefSeq and is a predicted model, not a curated record. The transcript has 3 exons. Bases 275 to 823 code for a protein of 182 amino acids.
GCACUUUCGGUGUUAUCGACUUUCAUUUUUUUUCGCUAUAAAGUGUAUAUAUACCGCUGUCUGCCGCUGUCCAGCAUCCGUAGACUGUCAUAGAGGCGUAGAAUUAAUAUUCGACUCGUCGACUCGAACUGACCCGAACGUGCAUCGUUCAGAGUACGUCUGGAAAGUCACCGGCUAACAUAUAAUCGGCGGCCGAUAACGACUUGUUACAUAAAUCGCUAUUAACAGCGAGAGAGGAAUCACAUCAGUGGUAGGAACACGUUUAUUGUCAUCCAUGGCUGAGGCUCUGCAGACUCACGAAGUUAUUCCAGAUGUGGUGAAAAAAGUACCUGCUAGCGUCCUGAAUGUAACCUAUCCCAAUAAUAUUAUCGUUCAGAUCGGCAAGGAGCUCACUCCAACUCAGGUCAAGGAUCAGCCUAAUGUUCAAUGGGAGGCAGACCCAAAUGCAUUUUAUACUUUAUGCUUGACUGAUCCUGACGCUCCAAGCAGAGCGGAUCCUAAAAACCGUGAAUGGCAUCACUGGUUAGUAGGCAAUAUUCCUGGAUCGAAUGUGAGUAAAGGAGACGUUCUGUCUGAAUACAUUGGUUCUGGACCUCCGAAAGAUUCAGGUCUCCACCGAUAUGUAUUCUUGUUAUACCAACAACCUGAAAAGCUCACUUUCGAUGAGAAGCGCUUGACCAAUCGAAGUGGUAGCAAUCGUGCUAAGUUCUCCAUUAGUAAAUUUGCGAAGAAAUAUAAACUCGGCGAUCCAAUUGCCGGUAAUAUGUACCAGGCGCAAUAUGAUGAUUAUGUACCGAUUCUCUAUAAACAGCUUUCCGGUUAAUUCUGUACACGCAUCAAUAAUAUAUAAUCAGUUACGAUAUGAUUCACAUGUAUUAUACAUAAUAAUGUAUAACCAACUGUCUAUUAAAUAAAUACACAUCAAAUACACA